ACUCAAGUCUGUUUGAUUCUGCAAAAAUGAGCGGUCGAGUCGGAGAUCUGAGUCCUAAACAAGCAGAGGCUUUAACACAGUUUCGGGAGAAAUUAGCCGAUGUUUGGGAUCAACUGUCCAAUCAAACAGAUCAUUACCUGCUCCGGUGGCUCAGAGCUAGAACUUUCAAUGUCCCGAAGGCUGAAGCAAUGCUUAGGAAGCAUCUGGAGUUUCGCAGGUACAUGAAAUUAGAAACGAUCAUUGAUGACUGGAGGCCACCAGAGGUCCUGGAGCGCUAUGUGGCCGGAGGAAUGUGUGGUUAUGAUCGUGAAGGAAGCCCCAUCUGGUUUGAUAUUAUUGGCCCUCUGGAUCCUAAAGGCCUUUUACUGUCGGCGAGUAAACAAGACUGUCUCAGGACCAAAAUCAGAGACGCUGAGCUGCUGCGGCGCGAGUGUGAGAAGCAGUCCAAAAAGCUUGGCAAACACAUUGAAUCGAUCACCAUCAUUUAUGACUGCGAGGGCCUCGGCAUGAAGCAUCUCUGGAAACCUGCCGUGGAGAUGUACGGCGAGAUUCUGACCAUGUAUGAAGAGAAUUAUCCUGAAAGCUUAAAAAAAGUGCUUUUAAUAAAAGCUCCUAAACUCUUCCCUAUUGCAUACAAUUUGGUCAAGCACUUCUUGCGUGAAGAAACGAGGCAGAAAAUUGCUGUUCUGGGCUCAAACUGGAAAGAUGUGUUGAAGAAUUACGUGGAUGCGGAUCAGAUCCCAGCGGUGUACGGAGGAUCACUGACUGAUCCUGAUGGAAACCCGCUCUGUAAGACCAUGUUACAAUAUGGUGGUGUAGUGCCCAAAUCAUACUACGUUCGAGACUCUAUCAAAGUCCAGUAUGAGCAGAACAUCACCAUCAGCCGUGGAUCCUCACACCAGAUAGAGUACGAGCUGCUCUUCCCGAACUGCCUGCUGCAAUGGCAGUUUGCGAGCGAGGGCUCUGAUAUCGGUUUUGGACUUUUCCUGAAGACAAAAGGCAGCGAGACGAAGAAAGUGGAAGACAUGCAAGAAAUCCUGCGAAGCGAACGCUAUAAUGCACAUCUGGUUCCUGAGGAAGGAUCCUACACCUGCGAGGAGCCCGGCAUCUAUGUGGUCCGGUUUGACAACAGCUACAGCGUGCUUCAUUCAAAGAAGGUCAGCUUCACUGUGGAUGUGCUCCUACCUGAAGGAAAACAGCCUUAACGUUUAUACGAUCAGACUAUUUGUGUCUUCAUCAUCAUUGCUGUCUCCGUAAAGUGUCUUUUGAGUUAUAAAAUCAUUAUUUCUCAAUGGUUAGUUUUUUAACGUUGCAAUUCUGAAAAAACAUCAGAAUUUGGAGACGUUAAACAGCCAGAACUAUCAUUUUUAUCUCAUAAUUCUCAUAAAGACGUGAAUUUCUGCACGAGGGAUAUUUUACUGAUGUUUUCUUAUAAUUCUGACUUUGUAGAUUCUGAAUUAGAAUUUAGAAAUGUAAAACAGCCAGAAGUGUUAUCUUUUUAUCUCAUCAUUUUGACUUUUUUUCCCUUAAAAUUUGAUAAGACAUCAGAAUUUGGAGAUUUAAAAUAUCUUUUAUAUCAUAAUUCUGACUUUUUCCCUCAAAAAACAUCAGAACUUGGAGAUUUAAAUAGCCAGAACAUUAUAUUUUUAUCAAAUAAUUCUCAUUAAGAUAUGAAUUAGCAUAUUUUCUAGCUACGAGGCAUAUUUUACUAAUGUUUUAUCAUAAUUCUGACAUUUUCCCUCAAUAUUUGAUAAGACAUCAGAAUUUGGAGAUUUAAAACAUCUUUUAUAUCAUAAUUCUGACUUUUUCCCUCAAAAAACAUCAGAACUUGGAGAUUUAAAUAGCCAGAACAUUAUAUUUUUAUCAAAUAAUUCUCAUUAAUAUAUGAAUUAGCAUAUUGUCUAUGUACAAGGCAUAUUUUAUUUAAUAAAUGCCAAGAACGAUUAUCUUUUAUAUCUCAUAUUUUCUCACUUUUCCUCAAAAUUUGAACAAAAAAAAUUGAAUUUGGAGAUGUAAAAUGCCCAGAACUAUUAACUUUUUAUCUCAUAAUUCUCAUUAAGAUAUGAAUUAGCAUAUUUUCUAGCUACGAGGCAUAUUUUACUAAUGUUUUAUCAUAAUUCUAACAUUUUCCCUCAACAUUUGAUAAAAACAUCAGAACUUGGAGAUUUAAAUGGCCAGAACAUCAUCUUUUUAUCAAAUAAUUCUCAUUGAGAUAUGAAUUAGCAUAUUGUCUACGUACAAGGCAUAUUUUACUAAUGUUUUAUCAUAAUUCUGACAUUUUCCCUCAAUAUUUGAUAAAAACAGCAGAAUUUGGAGAUUUUAAAUAUCUUUUUAUUUUAUAAUUCUGACAUUUUCCCUCAACAUUUGAUAAGACAUCAGAAUUUGGAGAUUUAAAAUAUCUUUUUAUAUCAUAAUUUUGACUUUUUCCCUCAAAAACCAUCAGAACUUGGAGAUUUAAAUAGCCAGAACAUUAUCUUUUUAUCAAAUAAUUCUCAUUAAGAUAUGAAUUAGCAUAUUGUCUACGUACAAGGCAUAUUUUAUUUAAUAAAUACCAAGAACUAUUAUCUUUUUUAUCUCAUAUUUCCUCCUUUUUCCUUAAAAUUUUAAGCAAGAGAAUUGAAUUUAGAGAUGUAAAAUGGCCAGAACUAUUAACGUUUUAUCUCAUAAUUCUCAUUAAGAUAUGAAUUUGCAUAUUUUCUAGGUACGAGGCAUAUUUUACUAAUGUUUUAUCAUAAUUCUGACAUUUUCCCUCAACAUUUGAUAAAAACAGCAGAAUUUGGAGAUUUAAAAUAUCUUUUUAUUUUAUAAUUCUGCCUUUUUCACUCAAAGUUUGAGAAAGCUGAAAGCAUCAUUUCUGAACAUUAAAAUUGGCCAUUUUUUAAUUGUGAUUCUGAGAAAAACGUCAACAUUUCAUUUAUGUAAAUAGUGAAAUCACUUUAAAAAAUAACCUUAGAAUUUGGAGAUUUAAAAAAAAAAAAACAUCAGAAUUUGGAGAUGUGAAAUAGCCAGAAACUUUAUCUCAUAAUUCUCAUAAAGACGUGAAUUUCUGCACGAGGCAUAUUUACUGAUGUUUUCUCAUAAUUCUGACUUUGUAGAUUCUGAAUUAGAAUUUAGAAAUGUAAAACAGCCAGAAGUGUUCUCUUUUUAUCUCAUCAUUUUGACUUUUUUCUCUGAAAACAUGAUGCAACAUCAAAAUUUUGAGAUUUAAAACAUCUUUUAUAUCAUAAUUCUGACUUUUUCCCUCAAAAAACAUCAGAACUUGGAGAUUUAAAUAGCCAGAAUUAUUAUCUUUUUAUUAAACAAUUCUCAUUAAUAUAUGAAUUAGCAUAUGUCUAUGUACAGGGCAUAGUUUAUUAUUAUUUUCUCAUAAUUUUGACCUUUUUUUUUCCUUCCAAAAAGAAAAACUAAGAUAUUAUUGUAAUUUUUUUGCUCCAGAUUGCAGGAAAUGAAGAUUCUCAGAUAAAGACAAACCUGAAAACAUUAUUUCUGAACAAUCAAUUCUGAGAAAAAAACAUCAAGAUUUCAAUUAUUUAAAUAAAUACAAAGAACUAUUAUCUUUUUUAUCUCAUAUUUCCUAAUUUUUCCUUAAUUUUAACCAAAAAAAAUUGAAUUUGGAGAUGUAAAAUGGCCAGAACUAUUAACUUUUUAUCUCAUAAUUCUCAUUAAGAUAUGAAUUAGCAUAUUUUCUAGCUACGAGGCAUAUUUUACUAAUGUUUUAUCAUAAUUCUGACAUUUUCCCUCAAUAUUUGAUAAAAACAGCAGAAUUUGGAGAUUUAAAAUAUUGAGAACUAUUAUCAUUUUUAUCUCAUAAUUCUGUUUUUUUUUUCUUCGACGAUAAAAAAUUGUGGCUUUUUUUUCUCCAGAUUGCAGGAAAUAUAUAUAUAUAUAUAUAGUUUUUGGUAAUCCAAAGAUAUUACACAUCAUAAUAGGUAACAUAAUUGGUAAAUAUUAUAAUAAUAAUAUUGCUGAUGACGUAAUAGGGAGUCAUUGUAAUGUUGAGAUAGGAAUCUCUUGUAUAAUCUUGAAUGAACGUGUAAAUGUGCACAGAAUUGAGAAUAAAACAGCUUUAAAGAGACAGCAUUGAAGAGUUGA
Molecule: messenger RNA, 4092 nt
Organism: Danio aesculapii
Lineage: Eukaryota; Metazoa; Chordata; Actinopteri; Cypriniformes; Danionidae
Gene: sec14l7
Product: SEC14-like lipid binding 7
Exons: 12
Coding region: 27-1205 (392 amino acids)
Cellular component (GO): cytoplasm
Source: RefSeq, a predicted model, not a curated record